Molecule: messenger RNA, 411 nt
Organism: Rhinolophus ferrumequinum (greater horseshoe bat)
Lineage: Eukaryota; Metazoa; Chordata; Mammalia; Chiroptera; Rhinolophidae
Gene: SATL1
Product: spermidine/spermine N1-acetyl transferase like 1
Exons: 5
Coding region: 1-411 (136 amino acids)
Source: RefSeq, a predicted model, not a curated record
AUGAACCAAACAAGCUUAUCAGACAUGAACCAACCAGGCAUGAGCAAGCUACACACGAGCUUACUUGGUAUGAACGAACUAUACAUGAACCAACCAAGUACAAACCUACCUGACACGUAUCAACUGGGCCUACGCCAAAUAGGCAUGAGGAAGCCUGGCACAUGGCAACUAGGCCCAAUGCAGCCAGUCAUGAGACAAGCAUGCACGAGCCAAUCUAGCACAAGUCAACCAGGCUGGAGCCAAUCAGGCAGGAGACAACCAAACAUGAAGCCUUUCCAGAUAAGACCUGCAGAAGCUGAAGACUGCCCAAAAAUCCUGCGCCUAAUUAAAGAAUUGGCUGCCUGUGAAUACAUGCUAGAUGCAUUGAAGUUAACAGCAAUGGGCUGCAUCUUUGCUGAAUUCAUUUAUUAG